Musa acuminata AAA Group (dessert banana) is the source of this 1039-nucleotide messenger RNA. Its product is annotated as vesicle-associated membrane protein 714-like. Bases 112 to 777 code for a protein of 221 amino acids. Lineage: Eukaryota; Viridiplantae; Streptophyta; Magnoliopsida; Zingiberales; Musaceae. The record is from RefSeq and is a predicted model, not a curated record. The transcript has 4 exons. Gene Ontology annotation, biological process: vesicle-mediated transport. Gene Ontology annotation, cellular component: membrane.
ACUUUUAACGCCUAUCCCCCGACGAGCCAUCGGAGGUUGACUCUCCAGUGGCUAAAGAAGGGCGUUUCCUUUGCCAAAAAAUCCUAACAAGGCGACCUCGACGAGAGAGAGAUGGCGAUCCUCUACGCGGUGGUGGCGAGGGGAACGGUGGUGCUCGCCGAGUUCGCGGCCGUGACCGGCAACGUCGGUGCCCUCGCGCGCCGUAUCCUGGAGAAGCUGCCGCCGGACUCCGAUUCCAGGCUCUGCUUCUCCCAGGAUCGAUACAUCUUCCACGUCCUCAGGUCUGAUGGGAUCACCUUCCUGUGCAUGGCCAACGAGACCUUCGGGAGGCGGGUUCCUUUUCUAUAUUUGGAGGACAUUCACAUGAGAUUCAUGAAGAAUUAUGGCAGAGUUGCCCAUUCUGCACUAGCUUAUGCAAUGAAUGAUGAGUUCUCCAGAGUGUUACAUCAGCAGAUGGAAUUCUUCUCAAGCAACCCAAGUGCAGACACACUUAACCGUGUGCGAGGUGAAGUUAGUGAGAUACACACUAUCAUGGUGGACAAUAUUGAUAAGAUAUUGGACCGAGGUGAUCGUAUUUCACUUCUCGUUGACAAAACUGCUACAAUGCAAGACAGUGCUUUUCAUUUUAGAAAGCAAUCUAGGCGACUCCGGCGUGCUCUGUGGAUGAAAAAUGCCAAGCUUUUAGCUGUGUUGACAGUUGCAAUUGCUCUGUUGCUGUACGUAAUAAUAGCAGCCUGCUGUGGCGGCAUCACUCUUCCAUCAUGCAGAUCAAGAUAAGUUGUUAUUAAACUUCGUUGAGGUGUGCUUUGUGCAUUUUCUUGCCUGUGCGAUGAAAGCUCCAUUAAGCCUGCGUGAUGCAGAAUUUCUAAAUGCUGGACUCCGCCGACUGCAUAAGAGCUCUCCCUAUACUGCAUGGUUUGUUCACUGUAGAUUCUUGAUUUCUGGUGUGACUCUAAGGUAAUUAAGGUAGCAUUAUAUAUGGAGUUAAUUUGUAUCGUCUUCUUGAUUUCUAGCUGUGAAAUUUUUAUAUCUUGGGGAA